Messenger RNA from Aaosphaeria arxii CBS 175.79, 1305 nucleotides. RefSeq lists its product as uncharacterized. The transcript has 2 exons. NCBI's taxonomy places the organism in Eukaryota, Fungi, Ascomycota, Dothideomycetes, Pleosporales. The record is from RefSeq and is a predicted model, not a curated record. Bases 175 to 1305 code for a protein of 376 amino acids.
UGGAUCGUAAUCUUUGUUAUUCAGGAAUUCAACGUCUGGCACAAAAGUUGGUCUAUUCGACUAUUACCAUAUCAUCUUACACUCCGAGCCCGAUUAUCAUAGCCAGCUGUUUUCAUUCAUCUACUGCUUGGCUUUCUACGAGCGCGUACGCCGUUCAAGCAUCUACAACUACACAUGCCUUCAAGGCGUUCAAAUCCGACAAUGAAAUCACCUGGUCUAUCACCUAUGUACCCAAUACAGACAGACCCGACCCGCAAACUCCGACACAUCCUAAUGCGACAGGAAAUGUUGGACAGUGAUAACUUUUGGCAGAGGCGCAAAGCCAGCGCUAUACACGACUCUAAUAUCACGGAAUCUGCCACGUACCUUCGCGAACGUUCUCAGAGUGCUACGAGGCCGUCAAAACAAUCGAUGGAGCCUCUUCCAGAUUGUUAUACAUUGCUGCCCUUCUUAACAACUAAGGAACUAUGGGAUCAGCACCUGUCUAGCCCUACACGCGAGACACAAGAUAUUGUCUCUAAAUUCUGCCGGACCGUCCGCGAACGCUAUCUCACUACAAAUCGAAAAUCGCUCAAUCAACGUCCGGUCAACAGAUGUACCUUCGCACCGUAUAACUGUGGGAGAACAGAAGUGAUCAUGGAGAAUAGAAGACAGAAGAUUUGCCCCUUUCAAAUAUCCGGGCAGAUUGAGCCAGUGAUGCCCAAUCUUGGAUUCGUCGGGGAAGACGCCAGUCUAUUCAAAGACAUGCAGCGCAUAAAAGCUCGGCCACCAAGCCGGGUUUUGUACAAAGCAGAAGAGUGCAGUGAUGACGCAAAGAAGUGCUCUCAUUCUCUAGACACAAAGUCUCUUCCUGUAAACGAUCAACCCCAUCUCUUCGAAGCACAAUACAUUGGCCCUAUCGCACGCCCAGAUGUUUCGUCGAAUCCACCUUUGCAACUACCGCCAUCACUAGAGGGGGCCAAUGCACAGAACACUCAGCCGGUACUUCAAGGCCUCGGAACAAAUUCGACUCCGAUUUGGCAAAUAUACAGCCAGAAUCGUACACAUGAUGCGCCUCGAAUAUCAUUCCCAAGUCAAGCUCAGCCUGCAGCCACUCGUAGACAAGAUAAUAAAAUUACCUUUACGGACACACGCAGUUUCGAUAUCUGGCAUCGAUCCCAGAAACGGCAACCACGAGCCUACCAUCCUAAUCUAAAAUUUACACAGGCACUGAAUGUUACUCACGAUACCAAUGCAUUAAAUCCAAAUGACUGUAACGUACGUGCAGAGCGAGAACACGAACGACCCACCGACGACAAGCCCUGA